Molecule: messenger RNA, 4370 nt
Organism: Boleophthalmus pectinirostris (great blue-spotted mudskipper)
Lineage: Eukaryota; Metazoa; Chordata; Actinopteri; Gobiiformes; Gobiidae
Gene: runx2b
Product: RUNX family transcription factor 2b
Exons: 9
Coding region: 583-1980 (465 amino acids)
Biological process (GO): neuron differentiation; regulation of cell differentiation; regulation of transcription by RNA polymerase II
Cellular component (GO): nucleus
Molecular function (GO): ATP binding; RNA polymerase II cis-regulatory region sequence-specific DNA binding; DNA-binding transcription factor activity, RNA polymerase II-specific
Source: RefSeq, a predicted model, not a curated record
GACACGAGAGAGAAAGGGAGGGGAUGAAAGGGCGAAGGGAAGGCUGAAGUGGCUCGGCGCUGUUGCCCAUAUGUUCAGAAGGCGUAUGAGCGGGCACCCUGACUCACGAGAGCGUCAGACCCCGGCGCACCGACAACUGGAAGCCACGCGCAGCUCCACCGCCGAGUCAGAGGAGUGAAAAAAAAAAAAGUAGCAGAGGAGAAGAGAAGAGGAGAGAGGAGAGGGGAGAGGGAACGGAGCCACAACAGUAGUAGGCUGUCCCACACUGGCCGCUGCUGGGCGAUGACGUCACGCGCCCAUGUGACCCAACCUCUCCAUUGACAGCGCAUGGAGGGCAGGAAAGAGACGAGUUUUAAAGCUGGUGUCUUUUGGGUUGUGUGAGGGCUCUACUCGCCUCCCAAACAACCACAGAACCACAGACGUGCGGCGCGGGCUGGUGCACGAGGGCGACCUGGAGCCUAAAUGGUUAAAUAUUACAGGCCAGAUCGAGUCACAGGGACGGCGCGGAGACCGUAAGACGUGUCAAGGGUCACGGAAACCACAGAAGAACAAAAGUGGGGCUUGCUGGGACCAGAGGCAGCUAUGGCAUCCAACAGCCUCUUCAGCACCGUAGCACCAUGCCAGCAGAACUUCUUUUGGGAUCCCAGCGCCAGCCGGAGGUUCAGCCCGCCGUCCAACAGUCUCCAGCCGCUCCCAGGGAAGAUGAACGAUGUGAGCUCUCCGGGGCCCGGGCAGCCUGACGCGGCGGCGGCGGUGCCCAGACUGCGGCCGCACGAGAACCGGAGCAUGGCGGAGAUCAUCGCGGACCACCCGGCUGAGCUGGUGCGCACAGACAGCCCCAACUUUCUGUGCUCCGUGCUUCCGUCCCACUGGCGCUGCAACAAGACUCUGCCCGUCGCCUUCAAGGUGGUUGCUCUUGGCGAUAUCCCGGAUGGCACGGUUGUCACGGUGAUGGCGGGGAACGACGAGAACUACUCUGCGGAGCUGCGCAACGCGUCCGGAGUCAUGAAGAACCAGGUGGCCCGCUUCAACGACCUGAGAUUCGUGGGACGCAGCGGCAGAGGGAAGAGCUUCACCCUGACCAUCACAGUAUUCACCAACCCGCCCCAAGUUGCCACCUACCACCGCGCCAUAAAGGUCACCGUGGAUGGACCCCGAGAGCCCAGGAGGCACCGUCAGAAGCUGGAGGACCCUCCUAAAGCCGGCCUCUUCUCGGACAGACUGAGCGAGCUGGAGCGGAUGAGGGUGAGGGUGACCGUGCCCACCCAAGCACCCAGACCCAGCCUCAACACAGCACCCAACUCCUUCACCCCACAGGGUCAGACGCAGAUCACAGAUUUAAGGGAAUCCCAGUCCUCUCCUCCCUGGGGCUAUGAUCAGACCUACCCGUCCUACCUGAGUCCCAUGGGGUCCCCCUCGCUCCACUCCACCGCCCCCCUCUCCUCGGGCCGCUCUACGGGCCUGCCUGCCAUCACGGACGGGCCCAGACGAUUGACAGGUUCCUCUGACUUGAGUCCAUUCUCUGGUCAGUUCGAGCGUCAGUUCCCGAGCCUCUCCACCCUGACGGACACGCGCUUCCCCAGUCCCAGGAUGCACUACCCGGCCGGCUUCACCUACACGCCUCCCGUCACCUCCCCCAUGUCUCUGGGCAGCGCUCACUACCACACCUACCUGCCCCCGCCGUACCCGGGCUCCACCCAGAACCAAAACGUACCCUUCCACCAAACCAGCAGCACGCCUUAUCUCUACUACGGCACGUCAUCCAGCUCCUACCAGUUUCCCAUGGUGCCCGGAGGCGACCGCUCACCCUCCAGGAUGAUCCCGCCCUGCACCAGCGCGUCGACGGGCAGCACCCUGGUCAACCCCAACCUGCCCAGCCAGACGGAGGGGGGCGUGGAGGGGGAUGGUAGCCACAGCAACUCCCCGACCGUGCUCAACAACGGCGGGCGGAUGGAUGAAGCUGUUUGGCGACCAUAUUGAAGAAAAUAAAGCAAAGGCAGCGUCAUUUCUCGUGAGGUUUGAAAGCACAACAUUUAGGAAGAAGAAGAAGAAGAAGAGGGGGUUUCUGUGCGCGGAUCAGCUAAAACUAUCUCCGCCUUUAAAAGUUGGAAGUGAAGGUUGAGAUUAAAAGAAAGAAAAACAUGAGACUUGUUAAGGCCUGUCUCCCUUAAAUGUGUUUUGACCAAGGCACUACAAAGGGAGGAAUCUGCAGCAAUAUUGACGAAGAUUCAAUGUCCUUUAACUUUUGUAAGCCCGAGUGGAGGAGACUACAUUCUCUUUUCAUCAUCCACAAAGCUGUUAUUUUUGUACAGUGUUUGAACUUUGCUAAGGCUUUUUGCUGGGCUGUGUUUUGUACUAUGACACUAUUGAGACAAGUGAAGCACUGAGGAGUAGAGGAGAGGUACUUUAGAGGUACUUUAGUGGUACUUUAGUGGUAUGGACAAUCCUUUUUCUUUAAUUUAACUUGUACAUUGUGGGUGAAACAUGGAUGUAGAUUGAGGCGAUUUUGUUUCUUUGUUUUAACUUAUAAAGCCAUAAAUUAUGUAUUGUAUUUGAAACUUGAGUCGAAGAAGUGUAAUCUGAAUAUUUUUGAUGCAUCUAUAUGACUAAGUUAAAUGAAUUGUUUUGAUAGGUAAUUUAAAGAGUGAGAGGUUUAAUUUUGUAGCACCCAAAGAUAUAAAUGGUUUGAAUAUGUAAUUUCCAAAGAGUAUUGCAACAUGUUUCUUCUGGAGUAACUUUCAGUUAAACUGCUCCUCGUAUUAAGAGCCCAGAUCCAUACUAGGCGUUGACACGCAUUUGGCUUGGAAUGAAACCUUGGUAUUUAUUGAGCAAUAACUCGUAUUGUGCCUCUUGGCAACGCACCAUGAAAGAGCUUCAAUGGAGAAAGUAAUUAUGCGUUGGGGAAAUUCUGCUUCAUUUGUUGAGUUUGUUCCUGAUGAGCGUACAGAUACUUUCUGUAUCAUUGGGGCUGUUGGCUCAGAGGAGCUCCUGGCUCUGCCCCCAGAGGCAGACUUUGAUAUUUGUGAUAUUAUUCCUCAGGAUGGAUCCUCUCCCGACUGGAACGAACUGCCCGUCUGCGCCCACCACAAGACGCCACAGAGCAGGGGGCACUGAGCAUGUGCAGAGCUCAGAGCUGAGAGCAGGGGCACUGAGCAUGUGCAGAAGACUGCUUUCUAAAAGUGAGUCUUAGUGUGAGACACAUCGUCCAUCUCAGUCUGUGAGACUGACGCAGAAUCUAAACUAUGACAUUCCUUUUAUUAUUUAUUUUUCUCCUCUGCAUUUGACUUGUUUACCAAACUGGUUUGUAUCUUAUUUCUUGCUCUUGUCAUAAGUGAACACCACAAUGAGGGAGUCUGAUGUACACAGUUUCAAAUGAAAGGUCAUAAUUUAAAGAUGUCACAUUAACAGGACAAAGUGAAACAUGGAGGAGAUUGGAAGCAGCUGCUGGCAGCAAACCCUGUGUAUGUUUGUUUAUGAAGCACUUACUCUCCUGAUUCAGCUGCACUUACAGUGGGCUGCCAGCAGAGGGCUCUGGGCUUUUGGGCCCUCACAGUUCAUACUCACACAUACAGAAUGGAGAACACUUGGCCAAACAACAUUUACAGUCAAGUUGAAUCUGAUCACUCUGGGCACUUGGUAUUCAUUUGAUUUUUUAAAACUUUAUACAAUUUGAUAUUCAGAGCAUGAAGGUAAUACAAUCACCCGAUUCUCCGGAGCUGAGAAAAACAGGGGCCAGUCCAAGGACCAGGAGAGGCUUUCAUUGCAGGUUUGCACGCAGACUUCUCCUGAUGGGAGUGAACACACCACGUUCCCCAUCGCCCAGACCAAAGCACAGGUCUGUCUGUGUUUCUGGUGUAACAGAAGACCACAUAUAAAAGUCUAUUAGUUAAUUUAAUGUAAACAACCCUCUGGUAACCACGGCCACGUGUUGGACUUAACUGAAUCCCUUUUUCUCUUUAGACUUGACCAGGAAAUGGUCUUUUUAAAAGUGUUUACACAUCAACGCAGCACUGACAUCCACUCUGUCCUCAUCUGUUUUUGUUUGUGUUGUGUUUUUCAUGAGGUUCAACUUUUUUUUUUCUUUUUUCAAUUUCAAUUUCUUUAUAAUGUAUUAUUUAAUGACCACCAUGUAAAAUAUGCAGGAACAGACCUUUGCUUCCUUUAUGUAAAAUGUACUUACGUCUGUAAUUUUGCUUCUUCUCUCAUGAACUCUUGUCAGGAAAUCCUCUGAUGGACCUUCCAUUAGAAAUUGCUGGUACGUUUCACAAACAUCUUUUUUAAGGGAUUCAAACCUGACAACAGUGAGUGAAAUUGGCAUUGUGAUUGUACAUUUGUUUAUUUUAUGAAUAAAAUAUGACUUUUGUAACUUA